Molecule: messenger RNA, 3192 nt
Organism: Penicillium macrosclerotiorum
Lineage: Eukaryota; Fungi; Ascomycota; Eurotiomycetes; Eurotiales; Aspergillaceae
Gene: aof2
Product: putative lysine-specific histone demethylase Aof2
Exons: 1
Coding region: 1-3192 (1063 amino acids)
Molecular function (GO): oxidoreductase activity; protein binding
Source: RefSeq, a predicted model, not a curated record
AUGCAUGCCACGCCGUCUAUGAAACUUCCCACCCUUGCUGGAUUCCCUCCCAGCGAACUUCCAUUCCCCAAUCCGCUUAUAUCAAAUCCUACUGUCACUACUUUUUCACCUGCUGAUGAACAAGAAAAUAUGGCUUCCGCUCAAUCCGAUGAGUCGGAGCCCCCUUUGAAGAAAGUCCGAACUUCGACUCCUCCUACUCAAGAUGCCUUUCAACCGUUCCCCACCAUGGCCGUGCAAGAUUCUCACAAACCUGGCGUUCGUCCAUUCAAUUCACAGAUCACGGUUUCAAAUGAUAUUCAGGCCCUUCAGGGGCUUCAGAGGGAGCCAUACCUGGGAGGGAGCAUCAGCACCUCCAACGACUCGGUUACAUCUACCUCUUUCACUUCCUUCGAGGCAGGAAAGUCAUCAACUCCACCGACUACUCCUGCACAGUCCUUACCUAUGUCGUCUUCAUCUACAGGUGUGAGUGUGUUGGAGAGCAAAAAGAUUGAUUUAUCUAAAUGCCGGCCUCGUUCAUCCAUUCCACCCAAGUUGAAGCCUGCCGUGUAUGGCCAGCAGUGUGUAGCUGCUGCAUGGUCAUCGCGUCUCAACCCAUAUGCUCUACACGAAAAAGAACAAGAAGCUUUACAAGAUCAUCUUUGUCAUUUGCAUGUUACUCUGUACUUGAACAUCCGAAACGGCAUUUUACGUCUUUGGACGCGCAACCCCAUGGUCGGUGUCACUAGAGAAGAAGCUCUCGGGUGUGCCAAGGACUAUCGCUGGAUGAAUCUGGCUUCUUUCGCUUUUGACUGGCUUGCGCGCAGCGGAUACAUCAAUUUCGGCUGUGUUGAGGUCCCCAUGCCGUUUGUGCCUCCACGACGAGGUCGCCGGAAGGAAGGACCUGUGAUCUUGGUUGUAGGAGCCGGUGUUGGAGGCCUGGGCUGUGCGCGGCAGCUUGAAGGGCUCUUUCGCCACUACCGCGAUUCGGAUACUGCCCCACGAGUCAUCGUUAUUGAGGGCCGUCAAAGAAUUGGUGGACGAGUUUAUUCGCACCCAUUGCAGAGUCUCAAAUCUCGGAUGUUACCCAAGGGCCUCGUUCCGAAGGUGGAGAUGGGUGCGCAGAUCAUUGUUGGAUUUGAUUAUGGGAAUCCUCUGGACGCCAUUGUUCGCGGCCAAUUGGCCCUUCAUUACCACUUCCUUCGCGAUAUUUCUACUAUUUAUGACGUCGACGGUUCCCCUGUCCACGAAUUGCAAGAUGCAAUGGCUAACAAACUUCACAAUGAUGUUCUGGAGCGAACUGGACUUUAUCGCCAUCAGAAAACUGUCAAGACGACCGCCGAGGGUGACCAAGACCGGAUCGACAAUGGAAAAGAAUCAACGUCAGAUGAUGGCCUCACAGUUCGACAAUGGGAAGAUGCACGUGCAGCAGGCACAACUGAUCUCCUGGUUCCUACAAAGCGAGUUCGUCGCCGGCACGGAGUAGGGCAUAAAACGGCGGACAUUAAACCGACCAACAACACAGUAAUGGAACUUGAGGGUCCUUCAAAAGAAUAUCCUGCAGCUUUGGCUGCUCAGGCAAUGGGAUGGAAGCUGAACCCUGGUUUUUCAGCACAUGACACACUUGAUUUGGACCCGAUCGUCAGCGCCUCUAAGGCACAAACCCUAGGUGCCGUGAUGGACGAAGGAAUUAAGCAGUAUGAAGCCAUGCUGCCUCUGACACCGAAGGAUAUGCGACUAUUGAACUGGCACCUUGCGAAUCUUGAGUACGCCAACGCCUCCAAUAUCGAUAAGCUAAGUCUGUCGGGAUGGGAUAUGGAUUAUGGAAACGAAUUUGAUGGAGAACAUUCAUCAGUGAUUGGAGGCUACCAGCAGUUGCCCUACGGGUUGUAUUCGCUACCCACCAAGCUGGAUGUCCGGACCAAUAAAAUCGUACACAAUAUUACUUACGACGCGACGGGAUCUGAGAACAAGAAAGCGGUUGUACAAUGCGCAGAUGGAGAUACAUUCACGGCGGACCAUGUGGUAUUCACUGGCUCUCUCGGCACACUGAAACAUCAGACCAUUCAGUUUUCUCCUCCUCUUCCAGACUGGAAGCAGGGUGCCAUUGAGCGACUAGGCUUUGGCGUAAUGAACAAAGUUGUCCUGGUAUUCGAUGCGCCAUUCUGGGACACCGAACGUGAUAUGUUCGGCCUCCUUCGCGAGCCUACCUCAUUCGAGAGCAUGGACCAGAAAGACUACGCCACCAACCGUGGCAGAUUCUACCUAUUUUGGAACUGCAUCAAGACGACGGGCCUGCCAACUCUCGUCGCUCUCAUGGCAGGCGACGCUGCACACCAGACAGAGAUCAUGCCAGACGCGGAAAUCAUCGCUGAAGUCCUUUCGCAACUCCGUAACGUUUUCAAACAUGCCGCCGUUCCUGAUCCCCUCGAGACAAUCGUCACUCGCUGGGCCUCGGACCCGUUCACCCGUGGCAGCUACUCUUACGUCGCGGCAGGCGCACUGCCCGAAGACUACGAUCUUAUGGCACGAAAGGUGGGCAACCUGCAUUUUGCAGGCGAAGCAACUUGCGGAACCCAUCCUGCCACCGUCCACGGUGCCUACCUGUCCGGUCUCCGAGCCGCCUCGGAGAUCAUCGAGGAUGUCAUCGGCCCGAUCGAGAUCCCGGUGCCCCUCGUACCGGAGAAGCCAAGCACCAGCUUGACCGCAACUCCCGCCAGCACGAGCAGUAGUGCGCCGAAGCGCGCAGCGCCGACCUCAUCUUCACGAGACCCCAAUAUUGGCGAGAAGCAGCGCCGCGCCACCUACGACCAGGCCAUGUGGGCGGCGAUCUACGCCGAGCUCGGCCCAACCCCUACCUGCCCGCCUAAGGUGGGGCGUAACCCGUUCCUGUUAUACCAGAAGGACUUCUGGAAUACGUGCAAGGAGCAGUGUGACAACGCUCGAAGGGUUGCGACGAAUAAUCCGAACGCUAAGGCCUCCCGUGACGAUGUGCGCGCCGCCCUCGGCCUCAUGUGGCGCAAUGCCGCCCAGGCUGAGAAGCAGCCGUACAUCGAUAGAGUCGACAACACUCGCCAGCAGCAUGAGGUGGCGUUCGGCGCAUUCCAGAUAGCGGCGAACGAGUGGAAUCGGCGGUCGUUUGAGGUGAAGGACCGGUGGUGCGCGGAGAACCCCUACGAGGGGUGGAAGACGCCGGAGGAGGCGUCUACGGCCUGA